GCAGAGUGGACUGAGCAGCCAGUGGGGGAGAGCAGUUAAGGCACCAGCCACUACACAGAGCACCGGCUCCCUCCUGCCUGAAGAUGUUCCGCCAAAUUUGGGCAGCUCUACUCUACCUCUAUGGCAUUCUCCUUAACUCCAUCUACCCCUGCCCUGAGCACAGUCAACUGACAACUGAAGGAGUAGAUGGGAAAGAGUUCCCAGAGCCCCACCUGGGCCGGUGGUACUUUAUCGCAGGGGCAGCUCCCACCAAGGAGGAGUUGGCGAAUUUUGACCCUGUGGACAACAUUGUCUUCAACAUGGCUGUGGGCUCUGCCCCCAUGCAGCUCCAGCUUCGAGCUACCAUCCGCACGAAAAAUGGGCUCUGUGUGCCCCGGAAAUGGAUCUACCACUUGUCUGAGGGGAGCACAGAUCUCAGAACUGAAGGCCGCCCUGACAUGAAGACGAAGCUCUUCUCCAGCACUUGCCCAGGUGGAAUCAUGCUGAAAGAGACAGGCCAGGGUUACAAGCGCUUCCUCCUCUACAAUCGCUCACCACACCCUCCUGAGAAGUGUGUGGAGGAAUUCCAGUCCCUGACCUCCUGCCUGGACUUUAAGGCCUUCUUACAGACUCCCAGGAAUCAAGAGGCCUGCGAGCUGUCCAGUAACUGACCUGUGGCUUCAUCUGUGCCCCCCAGAUGGAUACAGUGGGAGCUGAGAUUGUGGUGGGGGGAGAAGCUGGAGACUUGUAACUACCUUUCAAGAGUAAUAAAGAUGAUUUU
Messenger RNA from Hippopotamus amphibius kiboko, 760 nucleotides. RefSeq names its product apolipoprotein M (gene APOM). Lineage: Eukaryota; Metazoa; Chordata; Mammalia; Artiodactyla; Hippopotamidae. Gene Ontology annotation, biological process: high-density lipoprotein particle clearance; high-density lipoprotein particle remodeling; cholesterol efflux. The coding region runs from base 84 to 650 and encodes 188 amino acids. Gene Ontology annotation, molecular function: lipid carrier activity; phospholipid binding. The record is from RefSeq and is a predicted model, not a curated record. The transcript has 6 exons. Gene Ontology annotation, cellular component: low-density lipoprotein particle; high-density lipoprotein particle; very-low-density lipoprotein particle.